AUGAAAAUCAAGAGGCAGCAAUCCACGCCGCUGUCCAAAGAUGAUUUACACCAGAUGAACCAACGCAGCGAUAGAGCCAGCCGCACGUCGAGAUCGCGCACCUCACGCAACUCCCGCACCUCAGUACCGGAUGCGGGGGAGCACGAGGCUCUCAGCCAUCUCCAGCGCGUGCUUAACUCUAAAUACACUUUCAAAAAGGCGAGGAAACUCAAAGCACUGCACAUGUCUCCAGAUCCGCAGUUGACCCCAUCCCCGGAAUUGGAAGUGGAUGGCACCAACGACGAAAACUGGAUUCCGCCACCCGUAGAGCCCCUCUAUAAGCCCAAAAGCGGUAUACGCACCAGCAACAGCCAUUUCGGUCACCUCCGUCGUUUGAGAUCCAACACCAAUUCAGCAGAGCCAAAUGUCCCGCCGAUCACUCAAAUCAAUGACGAUUUCAUGUCCAUGAAGCGCACACGCUCGUCUACGAUGACGAGGCAGCGCUCUGAGUCGCUGGCGAUGAGCAAUCGCGAUGAGUCGGCUAGCUCUGAUGCUCCGUUUAUGCGGGAAAUGGAUGUGUUUGAAAUAGAGGUGCUCUACGAAAACCAGCGGGGCUUGUUUCUUCUCGGAACCGGAUAUUUCUCUUUCAAAUCUCUCCUCCCCAUAGAUCCAUCACCAUACACAAACGGACAAGGUGGCUCAUCUCCCUAUACUCCCGACACCGUCCAGCCUCCGGAUCCUCUUUGGGAGUGGGUACACCCACACAUGCUGGUCGAUAUGUCUUGCCGCCGCAAACGAGACGAGGCGGGCUGGGAGUACAAUACGUGGUUCAAGUCUACAGGCUGGACGCAGCACGGUGGUCCAUUCAGCUAUGUGCGCCGACGGAGGUGGAUACGCCUGCGAAAGCGUCCAGCGAACGCUCCACUUGUGGUUCCCGAUCAUUCGCAGGUCUUCAGUUCGAACAACUCUGUCAAAACGCGUCCACGCUCGUCAUCACAAUUAAAGAUACCAAACUCACCGACGAAAUCGGUGCAAUCGAAUGUGGCUUCGUUGGAUGCCGACAACAGCAUGAGCAUGGGUAGGAGCGUGAGCAUGAGGUCGUCGCCUCCGUCUGUUGUCAACCUUGACGAUAAUGACGAGACAUCAUUCUUGCCAGUCAGACCUAGCGAUGUGCCGCCUUCUUCAGUUAGCCUCGCAUCUAGCAAUUCAUUAAUCAAUAGAAGUUACUCGCAUCACACGCACAUAUCAGUAGCUGAUCCUUUCCUAUCAUACCCACCACACGCUUCGGAAGAGGACCAGAAAGUUUGGGAUCAGAUUAACCUGCGUAGGUUGUCGCGCAUACAGAGCGCGUGUCAGCUCGACAGAGAGCGCAUACAGCUAUGGCAGUGCUGGCUGGCGCUGAACAAAGUGGAAGUGUUGAAUGUAAUUCAUUCUCAGCAUUUCAAGAUAUACACUCUCGUCUGCUACGAAACCUACCGUAAACAGCUGGAGGGUAUGCUCGACAGGGCUAUCAAGUCGAAGGAGGUAUGGCCUGCGUCGCCCUUCCUGCUCACGUCGAUGGAACAAUCUCAAGAAGCACUACCGACACUGCCACCAGCCAUGCAUCACACGCCUAGCGCGACAUCUGGCAAGUUCCGCCCGCAUCUCCAAAUGAGCCCUCUCAACACACCCAUGCACUCACGCCGCUCGUCGAUAUCAUUGAGGCAAUCAUAA
Molecule: messenger RNA, 1692 nt
Organism: Wallemia ichthyophaga EXF-994
Lineage: Eukaryota; Fungi; Basidiomycota; Wallemiomycetes; Wallemiales; Wallemiaceae
Product: Meiotically up-regulated 65 protein
Exons: 3
Coding region: 1-1692 (563 amino acids)
Source: RefSeq, a predicted model, not a curated record